Messenger RNA from Tachyglossus aculeatus (Australian echidna), 1489 nucleotides. RefSeq names its product translocase of inner mitochondrial membrane 44 (gene TIMM44). The record is from RefSeq and is a predicted model, not a curated record. Gene Ontology annotation, cellular component: mitochondrial inner membrane. The transcript has 13 exons. Bases 10 to 1362 code for a protein of 450 amino acids. Gene Ontology annotation, molecular function: protein-folding chaperone binding. Lineage: Eukaryota; Metazoa; Chordata; Mammalia; Monotremata; Tachyglossidae. Gene Ontology annotation, biological process: protein import into mitochondrial matrix.
GCGGCGGCAAUGCGGGCCGGUUGGUGCCGUUGUCCCCGGAAAUGCUUGAGGAGCGGACUCCAGCUAUUCCCCAGCCGGGGUCUCGUGCCCGGUACCCACGGCCCCAGCUAUCGAAUAUGCGGCCCAGGCAUCGAGUUGCAGCCGGCCAAGUGGUACUCCUCUGGAAGCAGGAAAGGCUUCCUCUCUGGUUUAGUGGAAAAUAUCAAACAAGAAUUAGCCAAAAAUAAAGAGAUGAAAGAAAGUAUAAAAAAAUUCAGAGACGAGGCGAAGAAGCUAGAAGAGUCGGAUGCCCUCCAGGAAGCCAGAAGGAAAUAUAAAACUAUUGAAUCUGAAACUGUCAAGACCUCCGAAGUCAUUAAAAAGAAAUUUGAAGAAAUCACUGGGACCAUGAAGGAGAGCUUGGAUGAAGUUAGUAAGAGCGAUAUUGGCCGGAAGAUCAAAGAAGGGGUGGAAGAAGCCGCAAAAACAGCCAAGCAGUCUGCGGAAUCUGUGUCCAAGGGCGGGGAGAAGUUGGGGAAGACUGCUGCUUUUAAAGCCUUUUCUCAGGGUGUUGAGACAGUGAAGAAGGAGCUAGACGAAAGCGUUCUAGGGCAGACGGGCCCGUACCGCCGGCCGGAGCGACUGAGGAAGAGGACAGAGUUUGCCGGAGAGAAAAUCAAAGAGGAGAAAAUAUUUGAACCGAACGAGGAGGCGAUGGGAGUCGUGUUGCACAAGGAUUCAAAAUGGUAUCAACAGUGGAAAGAUUUCAAGGACAAUAAUGUGGUUUUUAACAGAUUCUUUGAGAUGAAGAUGAAAUAUGACGAGAGCGACAACGCCUUCAUCCGGGCGUCCCGCGCCGUGACGGACAAGGUCACGGACCUGCUAGGGGGCCUGUUCUCCAAGACCGAGAUGUCUGAGGUCCUGACGGAAAUUCUCAAAGUGGACCCGGCCUUUGACAAGGACCAUUUUCUGCGGCAGUGCAAGGAUGACAUCAUCCCCAACAUCCUGGAGGCAAUGAUAGCGGGAGAGCUUGAUAUCCUCAGAGACUGGUGCUACGAAGCAACAUACAGUCAGCUGGCUCAUCCCAUCCAGCAAGCCAAGGCCAUGGGCCUGCAAUUCCAUUCCAGGAUCCUGGAUAUUGACAACAUAGACCUGGCAAUGGGGAAGAUGAUGGAGCAGGGCCCGGUCCUGAUCGUCACAUUCCAGGCCCAGUUGGUGAUGGUGAUCAAGAACCCAAAAGGGGAGGUGGUGGAAGGGGAUCCGGACAAGGUGCUGCGCAUGCUGUACGUCUGGGCCCUCUGCCGAGAUCAGGACGAGCUCAACCCGCAUGCCGCCUGGAGGUUGUUGGACAUCUCAGCGUCUAGCACGGAGCAGAUCCUCUGAAGGCAUCGCCGGGUGGGGCGGGGAGAAGCGGGCCACCCGUGCCCCUCGGGGCACGUUACGGAUUGACUCCUGGGAGAGGGGAGGAGGGUCUGGGAGGGGGCGGCCGCCUCGCCAGCGUUCUGGGGGA